UUACUGUUAUGUUGUCCCCGCAGCGCUUGCCCUGAUGUCGCCCGCCCGGGCCGCCACCUCGUGCCGCGUCUGCGAGGGAACCACGCCGGUGUGCGACGACGUCACGGGACGUUGUGACGUCAGGUGCGACUACGUCAAGACGUGUGAUGGGGAUGGCGACGGCUGCGUCGCCACCAUGUACCUUGCGCAGGACAACCAGACCUCAGAGAUGACGUAUGUGGUUGACACGGGGUGCUGGGCGGGGUCAGCCUUCAACACCCUUCAGCCAGACGACUGUAGGGCGGAUAAUAGGUUCCCGGGGAUGUAUACAUGUCUGUGCGGGACAGACGAGUGUAACGGAGAGAUCAUCCUCCCCCAUGCCGGAGCGGGCGGUGCCUCGGCCCCGGUCUCGGGAGGCGACAUCCCGCCGGACUUCCUGAGAGACCCUCCGUCUCCCCCCGUGGGGUCGGGGGGCUCCCCCUGGCCUGGGGACGGACUAGACGAUCCCACUCUGCGUCCGGGGGCUGAGUCCAACAACCACUUCGUCGGUAGCUCUGCCACUGCUAGUGCUGACAGAGCCUACGGACCAGACAACACCAGUAUGCUGAUCGGCAUCGUCACCAUCCUGCCUGCCGUACUGGUCCUGGUCCUCCUCAUCUUCGCCGCGUACGUGCUCUACCGCCGGAGACACCCGAAGAACCCGCCUUCGUCAAUCUUCGGCUCCGAGGACGGCAACGGAAACUACCAAAUAAAGCUGGACGACUUCGACUCGGAGAUGGCCGCCGACCCGAGCCUGGAGAACACACUGAACCACAAUGAGGAGCACCUGCCCAUCAAACUGGACACUUCUGUCGGGAAGGGCCGCUUCGCAGAGGUCUGGAAGGGAAAACUCUUCCAGGAAAGCGAGGACAGGUUCGUCACCGUCGCCGUCAAGAUCUUCCGCUACGACGAGAAGCAGUCUUGGCAGCGGGAGAAAGACGUCUUCUCAGACCCUGCUCUGAAGCAUCCCAACAUCUUAGACUUUCUGACGGCCGAGGAGCGGGGGAGCGGCAUCGAUCGGCAGUACUGGCUCAUCACCAGUUACCAUAGUAACGGCUGUCUGAGGGCGUACCUCGGCCGCCAUGUGCUGACGUGGGAGCAGCUGUGUGUGAUGAGUCAGACCACGGUGGCAGGGCUGGCCUACCUGCACGCAGACAGGGCCACGGACGGAGCCGCCAAGAUGCCGAUCGCUCACAGGGACGUGAAGAGCUCGAACGUGCUGGUGAAGAGUGACGGGACCUGCUGCCUGGCUGACUUCGGGCUGGCCCUCAACCUGGACCCGACCAUACGGGUGGAGGAGUACGCUAACAGCGGCCAGGUGGGUACGCCCAGGUACAUGGCUCCGGAGGCGCUGGAGUCACGUGUGAACCUGGUGAACCUGGAGUCCUUCAAACAGAUCGACGUGUACGCCCUGGGACUGGUCCUGUGGGAGAUGCUGGCCAGGUGUGAGGUCACUGGAGAUGUGGGCCCCUACCAACCAGCGUUUGCUGACAAGCUGAGCGGUGACCACCCUGGGAUCGACACCAUGAAGGACGUGGUGAUCCGGGAACGAGAGAGACCAGACAUCCCAUCCCGUUGGUUGGCGCAUCAGGGACUGUGCCGAAUGUCAGAGAUCAUCGAGGACUGUUGGGAUCACGAUGGCGAGGCUCGCAUCACCGCGUCGUGCGCAGAAGAAAGAAUAAACGAGCUGAAGAAGCGCCAGUUCACCGCCAUUACCAUAGACUCAGAGGACGACGAAAAAGAACCCCUCAGACCAAAAACAAGAUAUAUCGAAGAAACAGACGUAUAGCAGAUAUAUACUUCAAAUGUACAAAAGCUUGCGUUCUACAUGUUAACUAUAGUUUGUAUGUACGUAGAUAUGAUACAUCAGGAAAAUAUCAUAAACAACAUAAUGAUACACAGUAUUUUACAAAUUUUAAACUUGUUCAAGUCUUGAAAUUGGAAACUUGUUUCAGUGCGAUUUGGUGAUGUUUUCCAGUGAUAAUUUUCCUAUGUCAGCAUGUGGGUACUUGUAAUGUAAUCUGAUUUUGUGCAAUUUGUUUAUUACAUACCAAUACUAGAUCUCUGAUAUGGACAUAAAUGCUUUAGUUUGGAAAAACAGAACUUGUAUAUAACUGUCUCUGAGUCAGCAUAUCUACAGUAGUCACCAUUUCUAACUGUGCUUGUAGCUACUAACUAAUCUUCCAAAGGGUGGGUUUGAUAUUAAAUGAAUCAUUAUUUUUUGCUCUGCAGUGCUGGAAAAAAAUAUCGAAUACAUUGAUACAGUAUACUUGAACUUUUUGGCAAUUAAGCAGAUUUUAAGAGUUUAUAGCAACAAAUGGGAUAAUAUUUGAACUAAUAAAAUAGUGAAAUUUUACUUGAAUUAGGGCAUAUCUAACUUUUAGAUCAAAUAAAAAAAGGCCAUUGGCAAAAGGGGUUAUAAAGAAGUUAUAAGAUAUGCUUAUUCGUGUAUUUGUAUAGCCCUCAAUGCUCUUUCAAAACUUGUCAUACAUAGACGAUUGUAGCAUGGAUAUUGUAAAGUGGUAUGGAUAUUGCUAUGUAAAAUGCAGAAGUAAAAGUGACGCACAACGUAAUAAAUGAACCCAGGGAAUCAAGGAAAUUUAUUUUGGGAUUUGCAAAACUGAAAAUGUCUUUAAACAAAUAAAAACAUAUUGAUAUAAGAUAAACACUUCCAAAUGGAAACUAUUCCUGCUAAAAUACAUAUAUCACAGACAUUAGCGCCAAUCUGAUUGGUCUAUCAUACAGCUACCGAUCUGAUUUCUCUGUCAUCUGAUUGGCUUAAAUAAUAGAUGCUCUUGACUAAUCUGAUUGGUCAGCCGUACGGCAUGCUCAUUGGUCACCUGGACUGUUUUCUUUUGGAAUCUGAUUGGCUUAAUCAAAAGUUGAGUAAUUAAAAAAGCCCUUUCGUUCCUUGUAUAACAUUGUAAAUAGUUGUGUAUAAAUAUGUAUACAUUACAUUCUAUUUUUCUAGCUACUAAACGUGGUUGCUGGUCGCCAUCUUUCUUUCAUCUCCCUUUUCCUUUAAAGUUCUGAGAACUAAUUCUAACAUCUGGAUUUACUUCCACUAACUUUCUGGGUGACUCUGUUACCAUCAUGUUAUCUUUUUUGCUUUGGGAGCUAGGAGAAAUUGUAAUUAAAUCUAUAUAUACAUGAAUAGCCAUUCUAAAUGGUUCUUCUGUUUAUAACUUGGUACAUAAAGCUAUUUUUUGUAACAACACUAUAUUUCAGGGGUAGAUUUGUUCCAGCACAACAAUGUGUAACUGUAAGUGCACAGAUACUACCAAUGCUGUACUACGGUAUUGUAAUCUACGAGCAGAUCUUUUGGUGGCCGCAAAGACAAUGAAAUUGGCCAGGCAGUGCCCAUUUGCCAGGCAGUUAUUUAGUUUGUUUGUUUACAUGUAAUCAAAGAAAACUAAUAAAAUGCCAGACAGUUACCAUUUACCCAAACAUAAAAGAUACCAAUAAAAAGGGACUGAAACAAAUAAAAAAUAGGUCAAGGCCCAAACCUCUGCUUGGAGAGCACUACUAUUACGACAGGAACAAUGUAGCACAAAUGUACUACUAGUAAACUUUGCUAGCACAUUGAUGUUAAUUUAUGUUACAGCACCUUAAUAGUGUCUGAUACUUCUAAAGCCUUACAAUAUGAAUAUACAAAAGCUGUGAGUCAAUGUUGGUGUGCUAGAAAAACAGGUGUUGGUACAUUUUUCUGCAGAUCAUGCUUUGCUUUGAUUGAUGCUUGUCUCCUGACCUAGUAUGACUAACCGGUGUUAUGUUUAUUAACUAUUUUGUACAUAUAACUCCUGUAAAUAAUGUCCUGCUGAGAGCACAAAUAAUAUGGAUGGAUUAUUGGAGGGGGAACCUCAAUAAAAGCUAACUUGGAAAAUAAGACUGCGUCUG
Branchiostoma belcheri (Belcher's lancelet) is the source of this 3915-nucleotide messenger RNA. Its product is annotated as TGF-beta receptor type-2-like. The record is from RefSeq and is a predicted model, not a curated record. NCBI's taxonomy places the organism in Eukaryota, Metazoa, Chordata, Leptocardii, Amphioxiformes, Branchiostomatidae. Gene Ontology annotation, molecular function: activin receptor activity; metal ion binding; type I transforming growth factor beta receptor binding. The transcript is spliced from 7 exons. Gene Ontology annotation, biological process: transforming growth factor beta receptor signaling pathway; protein phosphorylation; cellular response to growth factor stimulus. Gene Ontology annotation, cellular component: plasma membrane; signaling receptor complex. Bases 35 to 1807 code for a protein of 590 amino acids.